This is a messenger RNA of Pseudo-nitzschia multistriata, 2589 nucleotides long. Lineage: Eukaryota; Bacillariophyta; Bacillariophyceae; Bacillariales; Bacillariaceae. The record is from the annotation of a GenBank genome assembly.
CUAAUUCGAUAUUUGUUUCUUGCAUAUUUUUGGGUGGACACUUGAAAACAGAGGUUAUUCUAUUUGCCUCGCAGACCACAGAAUAUAGAAUACACAGCCAAGCAACCCAGAGACGACAUCAGCCCAUUGCCAAUGGAACAAACAAUCGGUAUUUCAGCGAAGCGUACGAUCGGAGCUCCUAUUACAACCAUAAUAUCAUGUCAGCGGUCGACGAAGUGCACGAGAAUGAAACAGACGAAGACAAGAAACCUUCGGGUUUGGACGAAGCAUUGCCCAUGGAAGUGGACGAUCAAGACUUUUUCGACCAGAAAUCCUCGAGCGCAACUGCUGCAAACUCUGCAAUGAAACCGGAAAGUUGUGUCUCUGCUCAGAGCUCGAGCGAUGAAGAUCAGAGCAAUAACGAGAGUCCCAUCGACUCGAUUCACACAGACUGGAGCGAAAGUGAUUACCUCGAUGCCUUUCAGCGGAAGCUGUCGAGGGGAGCGCUGGGGCUAACACACAGCGACCGGAACUCCAUCAUAGAGGAAAUCCACGGCGUUAACACCCAUAUUCAAGAGGAGUCACCGGAUCUGAUUCGUUCGUCGCUCCUCAGCCUCUCGACUGAGCUUCGCGCGCUAGUUCAAGACAAUGCUGCGAAUGGUAACACAAAUUCGAAGGAGCCCUCCCUCUCCACGGCAUACAUAUUGAGCCAGUGCAUCGGGUCCUCUAGUAAACGUACAUACGUGAAUACACCAGAGUUCCAGCUGCGCUUUCUGCGGUGCGAUAACUUCGAUGCGAGGGCAGCGGCGAUCCGGAUGAUGAAAUGGCUGAACCUGGUCCACGAAGUCUAUGGGGCCUAUGCUCUUUACAGGCCCAUCCAGAUUACGGAUUUCACAAGAAGAGAGCGCAAAAUACUUCAGAGCGGAUGGCUGCAAGUCCUCCCGUUUCGGGACCGGAGCGGGCGACGUGCCUUGAUCUGGCUGGGGGAGAUGGGGUUCAACUACGAUCCGGUAGUGAGGGUACGCGUGGUUUAUUGUGUUGCGCAGCAUUGCGUUGUAUUGUGUUGGAUACAUAUGUCUAUUGUCUCGAAAUGGGUUGCAGUUCAUCUCACACGCUAUUUAACGUUCCGGUCCGACGCUUUGUUUUACCGAUCAUUCCUUCAUUCGUUUGUUUUUCUCCAUUCACACGAUAGAUGAAAGUAUUACUGUUUGUCCUUCUCGCCGGGACGAGAGAUGCAGAAACUCAGCGAAAAGGAAUUGUUUAUUUGAUCUGGCCUUUUAAAACACCCAGGGAAUCCGUUGACACUGACAAUGACAGAGACUACGACAUGUUGUCGUAUGCCAGGCUUGCCAAAAUUUUUGUGGAGGCCACACCCACAAAAUGUUGCGCGGUCCAUUGUUGCAUCACUUCGGGUAAUGAAUCGAUGCGGAGUCCUUGGCUGAUAUCGCUGUACAAGUUGAUGUUUACGUUGUUUGAAAACUCAAUGCCGGUUUUUAAUGCUCGCGUAAGAUUUCAUGUCGGUACGUGCGCUUGUUUCCCGAUCCAAUCAACAAUUGAUAAGGUGCCACACAGUGAUUGUGGGCCACCCCUAUCUUUCUUGGUACCUCUUGCACAAACACGAACAUGUUCUCAAACAUCGAGUAUGGGUCACCCCUACCMUCUUCCACAAACACGAACAUCUUCUCUAAUAUCGACUGAUUCUUAUUGUUCUUCCGUUGUUUAAAAAACUCAACCUCAGGAACAGUGCAGGAUUCCCUGGAACAAUUGUCCGGGUAUGGAAUCCCGUCGGGCGUGAUCCCCAUCACGACCACGGGGACUGUCAAAACCGUGUACCUAAAGCAGUGGCUCAAGCUGCAGCGACGGAUCGACGACCCAUUGGACGAGGCAAACGAGCUCAAAUUUAUCGAUUGUCCGCUGUCCACGGAUGUUCUCUUUCGGUCGGGAUCGACCAUGUUGCAUAACCCCGGCAACGUCAUGUUUCGGGGCCUGAUCGAGGCGAAGAUCCAGGAACUCUUCGGGUCAAACCAGCUCGAGGACAGCCAUUCUUCUUUCAGUCCCCCGAUUUCGACGACGAAAACUAAGGAAGACAUUGCCAUUGGCAUCGUUGAGGAGGUGGUCCGGGACAAGAACGGCAGAUUCUUGGUGUGGAACAGCAAAGACGAUUGCUGGAAAGUGCUCCGUGACGCUUCGGCGGUGACCACGAAGGUCGCCACUGCGUACCGGGAUCUGAAGCUGAAGGUAGCGAAGGUAAAAGACCAACAGGAACAGCAGCAGCAGCAGCAGCAGCAGCAGCUAUAGAUGGAGCCAGGGUAAACGAACUGAGCCACCAGACGACACAACCGCUACAUCAACGCACAACAUUAUCUUAGCCAUCCGAUUCGACCCGUCGCCAUUCCAACCGAUAAACGUUGGGCCAGAUCGAGAUGCAACGAAGUCCAGCACCAGUUCGUACGCUCGUUCCUUGUUGGUUUGGAAUUAUUCAAUGUCGGAUGCUACGUAUUCAUUUUAUCCAUUGUAUUACGGAACAAGAAUAGCAAGCUGAGAUGGCUCGCUUCUACUUGGACACAAGGGGAGACUAAGACUGACUAGGAAUAAAUGCAGUAUUCCAAC